Messenger RNA from Papaver somniferum (opium poppy), 1513 nucleotides. Its product is annotated as SAP30-binding protein-like. The record is from RefSeq and is a predicted model, not a curated record. NCBI's taxonomy places the organism in Eukaryota, Viridiplantae, Streptophyta, Magnoliopsida, Ranunculales, Papaveraceae. Gene Ontology annotation, biological process: regulation of DNA-templated transcription. Bases 127 to 1209 code for a protein of 360 amino acids. Gene Ontology annotation, cellular component: nucleus. The transcript has 6 exons.
AUCAUAAGGUAGAUCCUUCAGAGACUCGGAAGGAAAUCCGGUUUAUUCACAUUGUUAUCCCGUUAUUUCUAUUUUCUUUCUCAAAAUUCUUACAGGAGUGAAGUUUUCUCAAAAUUAGGGCUUUUAAUGGCGUCGAAGAAGAAAGAAUCAGAAGGAAUAGCUCUGUUGUCUAUGUAUAAUGAUGAAGAAGAUGAAGAUAUUGAUGAUAUGGAAGAAGAUGAGCAACAAAAAACAGAUAACGGUGAAGAUAUUAGGGUUAAUUCAGAAAUAUCUCCACCUAUUCGUCUUCAGUCUGAAACUUCACUUCCUAAUAGUUUGAUUGAAAAUGUUUCAACUCCAACACCUCCUCAAUCGCAGAAUACACAGGUAUCUUUUGCAUAUGAGAAGAGAGUGAAAAAAGAAACCCUGACGAUGAUUGUUGACUAUGGGCAUGAUGAAACUGCAAUGUCGCCUGAACCAGAGGAAGGUGAAAUUUCGAUUGGUGGUGAUGGUGUUAUGUUCAGUUCAGAGCUUCAAACUACAACUGUUACUUUGCAGGCAAGAACGCCACCAGUAACUGAUCAAAUUCAGGCAACCCCUCAACCAUCUGAACAGCCAGAUCCUUCUCAAUCUGAUAACGGUACUGCAGUGAACUGUGAUAAUAUGGAAAUAGAAUCUGUAAAGAAUGAGGAGACCGCUACAGUUUCAGAAGAAGUACAAAGAGAUAUCGAUGCACUGAAAAAGUUUCUGCCUCCCCCACCAAACACUAAGUGCUCUGAAGAACUGCAAGAAAGAAUAAACAAGUUCCUCGCACUUAAGAGAGCUGGGAAAAGCUUCAAUGCAGAAGUACGCAAUAGGAAGGAGUACCGAAACCCCGAUUUCCUGGUACACGCUGUCAGUUACCAAGGGAUAGACCAGAUUGGAAGCUGCUUCAGUAAAGAUGUGUUUGACCCUUAUGGAUAUGACAAGAGUGACUACUGUGAUGAAUUAGAGGCUGAUAUGAAGCGUGAAAUAGACAGAAAAGAACAGGAGAGGAAAAGGAAUCAGAAAGUGGAGUUCACUCCGGGUGGGGCACAACCUGGAACAGUUUCCAUGGCACCAAAACUCAGCAUGCCGCUUCAAGGUGCUCCGACAGUAGCAUCUACUGGACUGCACUCAAAGUUAACUCAUACUGAUGGUGCAGCACGUGAGAGUCGUCUGAACAAGAAAUCAAAGUGGGAUAAGGUCUAACUGUGGAUACGCUAGAUGGAGUCAUGAAUUUUUGUUCUUGGCAGGAUGAAACUGUUACAGAUCUUCCUGCCUCUUAACCUUUGUACAUUCGUAUGUAAUCGCUUGUACCAAUUUUCUAAUUAGAAAAAGUAACUGGUUCAGCUCAAAUCUGUAAUUUUAUCUGUCGAUUACAUUAUUUGUUUUAAGCAUCGUUAAUACCAAUACAGAAAGGAUUAUGUGAAUUUUGGUCAAGACAUUCCACCGAGAGGGUUGAUCGUCCUCCGAAAAUGUCAUUGAUCAGCUUAGUACAUUUGGUUUUGAUGAA